AUGGCAUAUGACCGCUACGUCACCAUCUGCAAACCACUACACUAUGAGUCUCUGAUGAACAGGAGAGCUUGUAUUGAAAUGGCAGCCAGUGCUUGGAUCAGUGGUAUUUUCUGCUCUGCACUGCACACUGGAAACACAUUUGCUUUAACCUUCUGUGGAGGCAACAUGGUGGAUCAAUUCUUCUGUGAAAUCCCACAGCUACUCAAGCUCACUUGCUCUGACUCAUAUCUCAAUGAAGUUGGGGUUAUUGCCUUUUUUGCAUGUUUAACUAUAAUCUGCUUUGUUUUAAUAAUUGUGUCAUAUGUUCAGAUCUUCUCCACGGUGCUGAGAAUCCCCUCUGAGCAGGGCUGGCAUAAAGCCAUCUCCACCUGCCUCUUUCACCUCAUUGUGGUCUCCUUGUUUGUUUGCACUGGGAACUUUACCUAUGUGAAACCACCCUCCAUCUGUCUAUCAGGUCUGGAUCUUGUGGUGGGUGUGCUCUAUUCCGUGGUGCCACCGAGUAUGAAUCCAAUCAUCUACAGCAUGAGGAACAAGGAAAUUAAAGGUGCUCUGAGGAAACUGACUCGGUGA
Messenger RNA from Mauremys reevesii (Reeves's turtle), 570 nucleotides. Its product is annotated as putative olfactory receptor 14L1. Gene Ontology annotation, molecular function: olfactory receptor activity. Lineage: Eukaryota; Metazoa; Chordata; Testudines; Geoemydidae. The transcript has a single exon. Gene Ontology annotation, biological process: G protein-coupled receptor signaling pathway. The record is from RefSeq and is a predicted model, not a curated record. The coding region runs from base 1 to 570 and encodes 189 amino acids. Gene Ontology annotation, cellular component: membrane.